This is a messenger RNA of Effrenium voratum, 863 nucleotides long. Lineage: Eukaryota; Dinophyceae; Suessiales; Symbiodiniaceae. The record is from the annotation of a GenBank genome assembly.
GCCAGCAAGGCUGCACCAAAAAGGGCGGAUGGCAGCGCGACAUAGGCCAAAGUGCCUCAUGUCGGAGGAGGAAUGGGAGCUGUCUCGCUGGUGGCGAGAAGGCCCGGGGUGUUUCGAGGACUCCGACGAGCCGGACGAGUUCGCCUUAACCCCGCGCCGCCACCAGCCGGACAUGUUCGCCAUCGAGGCGGAGUUCGCAGACUGGCAGCCCUCCAAAGGUGCCUACGACCUCUCCCCUCGCAAUAGCCCUCAGAAAGAGCUCUACCAGCUGGAGGAGGAGGAGAACGCCUACAUUUCCGCGGUGCAGUUACUGAAGGAGAUGGGGCCUGGACGAGCGGAGGCGGAAGCCGUGUGGAAGACCUGUGUCCUGCGUGAGAAGCUGCGCCUGGUGCGGUCCAUGGCAGGCGAGCGCAGGCCGCCUUCCCGCGAGGUGUCCGUUGAGACCGCAGACGAAGUAGAGGACAUGGAGCUGUGCCCGGAGAAUUGGCCCGAAGACCACUUCCGGCCCCAGGCCUCCGACUUUGCCUUCAACUUUGCGGAGCUGGACGUCUCGGAGCAACAGUGCAAGGCUGAGACGAAAGAAGUGCUUGCGAGCAUCUUGAGAAGCUGGUACAACCUUGCCAGCACGCACGGCUCCAGUGAAUGUGCGAGGGGCGGCCACAUCGCCUCCUGACCAUAAGCCUCGCCUCCGCCACUGCCGUUCAACCUUUCGGCUGGCACUUCAAGGGACAGCGGGGGAAUGGACAGCUUCGAACUAUUUUCGAACUGCUGAAAUUGAGUGCAUGCUAGCUUCUGUGUUGGCCUGCGAUUGACUGCAGCUGUGCACAUCUCUUCUUGGAUGCUGAGUGAGUGGAUGUUUGGAG